CCAGGCGGCAGAUCAUGAGACACGACAAGAGUUCGUAAUUUCAUUUAGCAAGAGCCAAGAAGAAGAAGUUUCUCGUUUCGUCUGAAGCCUAAAGGAAGUUGCUGUUGUUGACAUCGAGAAAUUGUACACGUGAUAGCAAGUCAAUGCAGAAUUAAGAGUCUUGCCUUCAUAUUUUGCGGUGACUGUUGAAGAAAUGAAAGUGAAACAUCUUGUUAUUGAUGCUGCUGGCUUUGUAAAAAAUCUACCACUUUGGUCAACCAGUUCUCAAAGAAAACAGGCGAUUAUGCAGUGCUCUCUCUGGCUGAUGUAAAGCUCUUGGCUCUUACUUACGAGCUAGAGAUUGAAGCUCAUGGAAGUUCAGAUCAUCUGCGCACCGAACACAAAGGCCUGUUGUUGAAGGCCCUUCAAUUCAAAGAAAGACGACCAACGGAACUGGAAGGUUUUCAUUUACCCAAGGAAAAGGAGGAAAGUUGCAAACUACCUGAGCUUAUUGGACAGAACCCAGCAAUUUUGGAGGAUGUUUUGCAAGGGGAUCUAAAAUCUUUAUCACUAAAUUAUAAAGAGCAACUUGAUGAAGAGGGUAAUGAAAAAAGUGACAAUGAGGAUGAUUUAAGUCGCUCAGCAGAUGAGGGCAGUCUUCAUACCAAAGGAACAGAUGAAGGUGAGGAAGCUGAUAUUGAAGAUGGGAAUGAAAGCGAAGAAUUCAGAAGUGGCAACUUUGAUGAGGAACGUCUGAGUGAAAAUGACAGAAAUGAGGAUGGUGUAUGUUUUGACCACGAUGAAAACGACAAUGUUGACCUCAGUUUUGACCAUAAUGAAGACGAUGAUGAUGAUGAGGGCUGGAUAACGCCUUGUAAUGUCAAACGUUAUAAACUUAAAGAAAAAAAUUUACCAGCAGAAGAGGAGCAGGAUAAGAAUGUACUUGUAGCUUGUGUGACGUCAGAUUUUGCUAUACAGAAUGUACUGAAGCAUAUUGGUUUAUCUGUGAUGGGCGUCGAGGGUAAAAUCAUCCGAGAAAUUAAGACCUUCACAUUGAGAUGCCAUGCAUGUUUCAAGCUUUGCUCAGACAUGACUAAGAUAUUCUGUCCAAAAUGUGGCAACAAAACCUUGAAGAGAGUGGCUGUAACAAUCAAUCCUGAUGGAACACAAAAAGUUUGGAUUAACUUCAAGAGACCAAUAAACACUAGAGGAAUGAUAUUUACAUUACCAAAACCUAGGGGAGGCCAGCAUGCCAGAAAUCCUAUUUUAGUCGCUGAUCAGAAAGAAGCCAGACAAUUUUCCAGUAAGAUGAGCAAGAAGAAAAUUAAUCCAUUACAUGAAGAUUAUGAUCCUGAUGCUGCUCCAUUUGCAGUUCGGGAUGUGUAUUCCCGAGCGGCCCAACUUGGUUAUAUGGGAGAUAAAUGCCACAACCAUUAUUAUUGGGAGAGGAAGAACCCUAAUGAACGAACAAAGAAAUACAAAAAGAAAAAGUGAAUACAAAGUACUAGCUUUAUGCUUGUAGUUUUUGUAUUGUUAUCAGAGUAUUAAAUAGUAAGUUACCAAAAAUGUAUUUAAUAUCCUCAAAAUAUAAGUCUUUUUCUCUAUGUUUGCUACUGCUACUUAAUGUGAUAAGUACUAGCCAAGUUCACCAAGCAUUUGUUUGUUGUCUACAUCUAUCAUAGCUUUUCCAAAUUUUUCUUUUAUUUUACAAAGCUUAACAAAGCACAGGCUUCGAUAAAACAACCGGCUUGGGGGAAGGAGAGCAAAGCGAAAGACAACUCCCCAAGGCAGGUGAAGAAAGACUGGUGCAUCAAGAGGUUCCAAGCCUGGUCAGUGACCAACAUCCACCUCGUAUACCCAUGAGUUGCCAGAUGCCACAGAUUCCUUGCUUUACAAUCUUUAAUUGUUUUUAACUGAUUUCCAGUUGGCAGUAGAAGAUUAUCAAAUUGUUAAGACCUCAGGUUUGUUAGCUAUGAAAAAUAUAAAUUUAUUAAAAA
Messenger RNA from Macrobrachium nipponense, 1976 nucleotides. Its product is annotated as RNA-binding protein NOB1-like. Gene Ontology annotation, cellular component: preribosome, small subunit precursor. Gene Ontology annotation, molecular function: RNA endonuclease activity. Lineage: Eukaryota; Metazoa; Arthropoda; Malacostraca; Decapoda; Palaemonidae. Gene Ontology annotation, biological process: maturation of SSU-rRNA; ribosomal small subunit biogenesis. The record is from RefSeq and is a predicted model, not a curated record.